AAUAACCUUCUAUAUCAACCAGAGUCUUUCAAAGUUGUCUCUCUUCAUCAUCAACCUUUUCAAUUUCAUUCAAGAACAAGCGUCUGCGUCUCUCUUCCUCCUCUGCCUCCUUGUAACUUGGAACACCGAGGAUUUGUAGCAGCAACUAUUACGAUCCAUUCCCAGAUAAUCAAAAGCUUAAUCUUGAGCUAUGAGCACAGCGACGAGGUCUUCUUCCUCAGCAACAACUUCUGUCGUAGUAGAAAACCCUGUUUCUCAAUCACAACCUACGGAAAGAUUAGUGCUUCGGUUGAACCGGAAGAAGAAGAAAGUUUCGUGGAAAGACGGGACUGUGGACAACGAGUUCAUGCAGAAGAAGAGUUCCAAGAAAUGUUGCAUCUUUCACAAACAGAAGCCCUUCGAUGAGGAUGACAGCGAAGAAGAAGAUAACCACCACCAUCACCAUGAUCAUGACCAUGAACACUCUGAAUCUGGGAUGCAAGAUCUAGAUGGAAACUGUAAUUUCUGUCUUGGGGCAGCUGAAAUGCUUUCAUUUAGAUCACAGUUUGGCUGGGAAACAAGAGGUCAAAGAGAUAAAUGGCUGGAUUUGUGUACAAGGAAGAUGGUUUAUAUCAGAUAAUAUCAGCCUGAACUUCAUUGUUUAUGGAACGAAAAGGACAUCUUGGAGACAUAUAUAAUCGUUUCAUUUAUGUCUGCAAUAAGAAGAUUCAUUUCAAGUUUGUUGAUAUUUUUAGCAUUCAUUUCUGUGGGCUUAUUACUGUUCGGAGAACGUUGUGUUUGAUUAUAGUUUGGUAUGGACUCAUUUGACACAAA
This is a messenger RNA of Camelina sativa (false flax), 813 nucleotides long. Lineage: Eukaryota; Viridiplantae; Streptophyta; Magnoliopsida; Brassicales; Brassicaceae. The record is from RefSeq and is a predicted model, not a curated record.